Molecule: messenger RNA, 1098 nt
Organism: Lachnellula hyalina
Lineage: Eukaryota; Fungi; Ascomycota; Leotiomycetes; Helotiales; Lachnaceae
Product: Alpha-ketoglutarate-dependent sulfonate dioxygenase
Exons: 2
Coding region: 1-1098 (365 amino acids)
Cellular component (GO): cytoplasm
Molecular function (GO): 2-oxoglutarate-dependent dioxygenase activity
Source: RefSeq, a predicted model, not a curated record
AUGCCAAGCACCAUUGAAACUCCUGAGGUUACCUCAAAGGCCGGCCCUCUUUUCCCAGAUUAUCUGCCUCAUUAUGAUCCUCUCGAGAAAGUCGAGAUGGUUGGAGCGUUUAAGCACGUCGAUCCAGGUCAUCGGGCAAACUCCUUAAAGCGAAAUCUGCUUGCCGGUGCAACCAAAGUUGCGGAUCUGAGUCCUCACGUUGGAACUGAACUUCACGGGGUCAAGCUCAACGAACUGAGCUCGGAAGCUCUCGAUGAGCUUGCUCUGCUCACGGCCGAACGGGGUUGUGUAGUUUUUCGCAACCAAGAGGAAUUUUUGAACUCUGGUUUCGAGGCGCAGAAGAAAAUUGCUGGGCAUUUCGGCCCAUUGCAUGUUCAUGGCUGGAUGCCACACGCCGAGAAGGGACCAGCGGAAUUUGUCAUUGUCUAUGACUCGACCGAGGAUCUCCGAUUGCGAAGAUUUUGGGCGCGGAAGAACCCAAUCCAGUUUCAUGUCGACCAGUCCCCAGAAGCGCAACCACCUGGAAUGACUUUCUUUGCUGUUCUGGAAUCGCCACCCGGAGUCGGCGGUGACACUAUCUUUUCCAGCACCGCCCGUGCCUUCUCUAGGCUGUCGCCAAAAUUCCGUGCCAGGCUCGAGGGACUGACUGCUGUUCAUUCUACAGAUGCUCAGAUUAGUAGGGAGAUCAGCGAUAACAAAGACAAGAGCGUUGUUCGUCGUCCAAUCACACGCUCUGUUCAUCCAGUUGUGACAGUUCAUCCAGUCACAGGCGCCAAGAAUCUCUUUGUGAAUUCCUCAUACACAAGAAGCAUUGUGGGGUUUGACGACGAGGAGUCGGAUAUGAUGCUCAAAUUUCUGUUUGAUCAUAUCAGGGGUGGGCAUGACUUCGCUUGCCGUGUGAGAUAUGAGCCGGGAACGGUAGUAGUCUGGGACCAGCGGUCAUGUCAACACAGCCAGACAUUGGAUUACCCGGCUGGGUCGAGACGACACGCCUUUCGCCUAACAUCGCUGGCGAAUGUUCCAAUUCCUAGCAAGGUCGACGAGGAUGAUGAUGGAUGCAGCCUUGAGGAGGAUCGUGAAAUGCUUGGCCUAUGUUAG